Messenger RNA from Olea europaea var. sylvestris, 1370 nucleotides. Its product is annotated as E3 ubiquitin protein ligase RIE1-like. The coding region runs from base 150 to 1139 and encodes 329 amino acids. The record is from RefSeq and is a predicted model, not a curated record. The transcript has 4 exons. Lineage: Eukaryota; Viridiplantae; Streptophyta; Magnoliopsida; Lamiales; Oleaceae.
UGAAAAUUUCCCCAGGUGUACAAUGAUUUCUUUCUCAGUUCGUCCUCCACCAGUCUCCGCCCAAAACCACUUCCCCAAAUCCUAUGGACCCUGAAAUCCCCUACAAAAAACAAGCACAAAUAGGCUGAUUUCACUCUCACAAACAUACAAUGGAUCGAGAGCAGAUGCAGACUUUAAGUGCUUAUGGAGACAUGGGACCCACCAGCAACUCCAUAGACUCCUUUGACCACCACCACCACCACCACCACAGGAUUUUCAUAGAUGAUGAACCUGAAAAUGAUGCACCACUCAGCACAACAGAUUGUGGCUACGCAAGACCCUUUCUGUUUCUUGAUAUAAUAUGGAACUUGGCAUUUGUUUUGGUGUCUUUUUCUGUGCUUUUGACCACCAUUCAAGAAAGACCCUCGACUCCUUUAAGGGUUUGGAUUUUAGGGUAUGCUCUGCAGAGCCUUCUGCAUGUGGGGAUUGUGUGGGCUGAGUAUCAAAGGAGGAGUCUUGAUGAUGUUGGGGUUCGAGAGUUUAACUUUCGUGGUCUCUUUACGUUUUCUUCACUGUGUCAUAACAGCAUUAUCAAGAAGCUGGAAUCCAUUAAUACUGUGAUUUCAUCAAUUUGGUGGGUGUUUGGAUUUUAUUGGACUGUGACGGGAGGCCAAGCACUUCUACAAGAGUCUCCCCGGUUAUACUGGUUGUCGGUGGUUUUCCUAGCCUUCGACGUGUUCUUUAUGAUCUUCUGUAUAGCAAUGGCCUGUAUCGUUUUCUUUGCAUUGUUCUGUUGCUUUCCUAUCUUAUCUACAGUUGCCUAUGCUAUGACCGUUGGAGAAGGAGCAUCUGAAAAUGAUAUUAGGGCUCUUCCCAAGUAUAGAUAUCGCCUGCCCAAUGCUUUGGGAAAUGAUAUGAAGCAAGAAGAAGUUAGUAUAACUUCACAGUCUGACGACAGUAAUCUUGCAGCUGAACUCACUCUUAAUCCAGAGGAUUCUGAGUGCUGCAUAUGCCUUUAUAAGUACGUUGAUGGUGUAGAGUUGUGUACCCUUCCCUGCAACCAUCAUUUCCACCAUACAUGCAUUGGCAAGUGGCUGCAGAUUAGUGCAACCUGCCCUCUCUGCAAACUUAACAUUCUCAAGGGUAAGAAUUCGGUAUGAACAGAGUAGACUUAUUUUUGCAGAAAAAGGAGACGAUAGAGACAUCUGGGUGGCGCCCAUUUUCGCGGAUUCUGCCUGCUAAAUGUACAGCAGGAAUGCAAAUCAGGAAUGCAAAUUCCAUGCACAAUUGCAUCGAGGAAUCUUCUUGUAUCAGUUUUUGCUUUUCAAUGAAUGGUGUAUUGAACUUCACUCAACUUAAUUAUGAUAUUUGCAGAUAAUUGCGUUUUAUAG